Molecule: messenger RNA, 3197 nt
Organism: Hypoxylon fragiforme
Lineage: Eukaryota; Fungi; Ascomycota; Sordariomycetes; Xylariales; Hypoxylaceae
Exons: 3
Coding region: 260-2839 (859 amino acids)
Source: RefSeq, a predicted model, not a curated record
CAGCUCUGCCACUUGCUGACGAGAGAAAGAUAAAUAACAAAGAGUCCGCAUAACUACAGCCUUGUAGGUAUUUGCAAAUUCAUCAAAUUCAUCAAAUUCAUCUUUUAUCCCAGGUUUGGUCGAAAUCAACCUUGAAUCUGGAUUUUGGGCCUUGGUUUCAAGAGUGCUGGCGCAAUCUCAACGCGCAAGCAACUUUUCUAAAAGCUGGGAACUUUUGAGAAAAUGAUUGAUCAGGUAUAGUUAGAACCGUCCUUUCAUAAUGGAUACUACUACGCCAUUGCCGAACCCGACGCGAUCGUCCCUUGCGAUGCUUGCGUAUGCUCACCUAUUCCAACCUCGACCCUCGGCCCGAAAGAUUCAAAAGAGGAAUUCAUUGCCUAUCAAAACAAACGAUCAUGAACCGAUUAGCUCACUGGUUACUCAUCCAACUACUGCCAUAGAAGUCUUGGAGGAGCAUCCUCAUCACCAAAAUCAGGAGACAAGUCAGGGGAGAAGCCAGCCGAACCAGAUUGAAACUACUAACCCCAAAUUUAGAACCCUAUCUCAAGGACACCAGAGAUCUCAGUCGACAUCUGCAGUGGUGUACCGAUCAAAAGACGGCCAUAACAUAUUACCACAAACAUUAUCUCCAGGGAACUAUGUGAUGGACUCCACAAUGGCUUCUAGAUCUUCCCACGUUUCUUCUGAUCCCGGAUUUACUCCUGAAUCUGUCGCUAUACGAGACCCCCACACCCGGGAACCUGUUAUGCGAAACGAUCGUUCUAAUUUCAAUGCAACUGGGCCAGCUUACGCUCAACAAGCUCAGCGACCGAAUCUUCCUCCAUCAAUGAUGGGAAAUUAUGCACAGAUCGAUAUGCGACCUACAAUGUAUAAUCGAUCAAGAAGACAAUCAAGCAGCGCCUCCAGCGUUGCAAGCUCAGUUCGGACCAAUGAAACCUUCGACGCUAUUCUCGCGAACCCAGGAACUCCGGCCAGUAGCAGAUCGAGCUUCGAGUCAUGGAAUUCGAGCCAACGGAGGAUGGAGCAUGGCUGGCAGCGACCGGCGCCGAUAAAGCAAUAUAGGCGGAGGAGAGAUACGGGAGAGCUCUUUGCUGCCUUGCCCGAAGAAGUACUGGGACUUAUUUUAGAUGAACUAAAAGAAGUGCACCUACGACCUGGGAGUACAAGUUGCGCAACAUGCAUGAUGAGAGAUAUGUGCUCCGUCGCCAUAUCGGCACGGAAGUUUGCCAAGGUCGUUCGGCCCGCACUUUACGAGAAUAUUCAACUCGUUGGAGCGGACUCACUUACACAAAAGAAGAAAUACAAGCUGACUUUUGGUUCUCGUCUCGUCUUACUUCGUCGAACAUUGACAUCGAAUGCUGAGAUUGCCGCCAUGGUUCAUACACUGAAAGUGCCCGCCUUGCCCCAGGGUGUGGCUCUUGACUUAUACCAGAACCUAGUAGCAUCCGUCAUUAUGGCAUGCCCCAACUUCGAACAACUUGUUGGAUUCCAUCAGAACCACGAUCACUCAUUUAACCGUCUUUUUCAUGCUUUAUCGACCAGGCGCAAACUGAAAGAGAUGCAUUGGACGCUAGAGGCCUCACAAUUUCAGAGGAAGCGACGAUUAUCAAAUGCUGCGGCGUUGCUGAACUCCGAGAAACCGAACUAUCAAGAAGCGCCGGGGGAUCUUUUGCCUGAGCAAAGCGACGAUUUCCUCGAGUUCCAUACAGAUUGGGAGCAUUUGACGACCCUGUCGAUACACUGUCUUCCGGGCGCCACGCUAUCUCCCGUGUUUCUCAUCCCAGACAUAUUGUCACGUUUGCCAUCGAUUGAGAAUCUUCAUCUAUCUCAUCUACCUUUCACGGCAUUUAACGAUGCCAAUCUACUUUCACUGCCCUCGCUUCAGACUCUCACAUUAUCACACCUUCCAGGUGUAUCUAGCGAAGGGCUUUCCUCAUUCGUGAGGCGUCCUUCAAGCCGAUCGAUCCGAAAACUUACUUUACAGCACGUAGAUGUAGGCUCACUACCUGCGCUGAGUCAAAUUUUAUCGAACUUAACGGCAUUGGAAGACUUCUCUCUGGUGCAGAGUUCGGCACCAAUUAUGCCAGAGAACGAGAUGAUUUGGCUAUUUCCCUACUUAGCAUCACCGUCGGUACGAAAGUUGCACUGGGACAUCACGAGUAACCAAAGUUCCGCCAACAUCGCGGACUCGAUCCUGGCGAGAAGUAUGAUGGCAAACGGUUUCCCAUCGCUCCGAGUGUUGCGAACACCUAACGAUCCGGAGGGAAUAUUUCAGGCGUUGUGCAAGCCGAUGGAAAAUAUUGAAAUGAUUAAUGAUAAACCGCGUGGCCUGAUUUAUAGGUGCACGUCGCGGCCUAGUCCCCCGGCGACACCAACGACGCCAAACACACCGAAGACGCCGAGUAAAUCCCCCUCGGGCCUUAAUUUUCCAAUGGAGGACCAGCUCUUCCCGUCAAAGGCGUCGACCAACUUGUCGCAGUCGCGUCUGGCGGCGCAGAGCAGAUUGGAGGCGGCGCGGCAGACACCGCGGUUCACGGUGAACGUGACAGGGGACAACGGGGUUUUGGUGGAAAGCUAUGGACUCGCGGGCUUCAUGGGGUUGGCGGAGUCCAAGGUUCGGUAUUGCGUCACGCCGGAUGAGGGCGCGACUGAUGAAAACGGCGGGGUGAUCGACAUCUUAGACAUGCUCGGCGAUGGGGGCGAGAAUCUGCGGGUCGAGGGUAGGGAGGGGUGUGUCGGGCGCUGGAAUACGUACAGCGGGAACGUGGUCGAUAAGAAGGACCAGAAGCGCUGGUGGCAUACGGAGCGAGGACGAUGGAGAGCGGUGGCGCUGUCUUAAGAUGAUGUGGAUGAAUAAGUGCGAAAUGAGGUGGGGGCGGUAAUGAUUUGGUAACAUGCGUUGAGCAAAUAUACACACACACAUAUAUAUAUACCCUAAGAGGAGCGGGAACUUGGAAGACUCAGGAAGAGCAAUGAGUCCCGUCAAGUAUAAGUACAUAGGUAGAUAUUAUUUGGGUUGGGUUUUGUAAUAGGAGAUACUGGUUGGGUGGUUGGGUACUAGGUAUGUAGGUAUGAUUCCUGUGUAAGCUACAUUAAUUAUAUCUACGAUGUACUUUUGUACGUAUGUACAUCUAAUACUAGGAUACCCCGUCUGGUAAAUUGGAGUUUCUGGUCUAAGAUCUGGUUUUAACUUUUAA